UGUAAACACACACACACAAAAACGUCUGCGCAAUCACGUGCAUUAUACUAUAGUAAAAAGAAAACGAAAAGAGCAACGCCGAUUGAAUUUGUAUACAUUUAAACCCUUAGUUUGACAAGAUAUUUCAACCCGCUGAACCAACAGAAUUAUACCAACAUGGGCAUAACAGGAUUGUUAAGGUCGGAUUUUCUACUCCUGUGUCCUUGUGUGACGUCAUCUCUACUCUACCUCCUUCACUGGAUACCUCAGGAAAACGAGCCGUCCCCUCUUGGAAUCUUCCUCAAGUGUCUCCCGAUAGUCUUCUUGUGUCUCUACGUCUUGAUUCAAAUCCAUCACUACGGUUUCUCAAGAUACUCUCUAGCGAUUCUCCUGGGAUUGUUAUUCUCCGGGGUGGGUGAUGCCUGCCUCGUCUACGCUAAGGAUUACUUCAUCUUCGGGUUAGCUUCCUUUGCCGUAGCUCAUCUCCUCUACAUUGUAGCGUUCCAUGAGCGCCCGAUGUGGUGGACUUUCAUGUUUUUCUUUCUCCCGUACUACAUUGUCAUGUGGCAGUACCUUAUACCCGGUGUGAGUGCUAAGAAGCUGUUCUACCCUGGCAUGGUCUAUGGCGUCCUCAUUCUAACGAUGCUCUGGCGUGCCAUGGCUAGGAUCACCAUCUCUAACAAAAUGUCUUGGACCAGACUUUAUGCUUUCUUCGGUGCAGCACUCUUCUUAGUUUCUGAUACGGUGCUUUCUGUCAAUCUAUUUGCGGUUCCAGUACCCAAUGCUCAGUAUAUUAUAAUGACCACAUAUUAUCUAGCCCAACUUCUAAUCGCUGUGUCGGUCGUCAAGGAACUGGGACAGACGGAGAAACUAGAUAAUUCGUUACCGUCUGAUAAACUUAAAAGUCUAUAAUGACCAAACGUGCAGAUAAUUGAAAUAGGUUCUUCUAUAUAGUGCACAAAUCAAUCAUGUCGACCAAGGCACCGUGAAGAGUUUGAUUUGAUACAGUUCUGUUUUGAGCAAUUUCUUGAGCAUAACAGCUGAUUUUAAGUAUAGAAACCUUUAAAAUAAAUCAACUUCUUCUUCACACUCAGAGGUAACUUUGUCCAAUUCUCAGGAUUUGUCUUUUUUAUUCAAUGACAACCCAGCACCCAGCAAAAAGUUUCUUACAGUAAAUGAUGUUUGUUUGCAUGGUUUUGUUUUGCAUUUUAUGCACAGGUAAUGGUUCAUUGACUUUUAUAAUAGAUUUGGUAACAGUUUUAACAAAUUUCAAAAGUUAUUAAACUAAAAAUGAACCCACAAAGAUAACAGGCUGUAUGUGUGUUAUCGGUUGUUUAUUUUCUAUCGCUUAAAAAUAUUACAAAUAAAUCAACAAGAUUAAUUUGUUGACUUGGUUAUUUUUUAUAUUGAAUGCAUGAUUGUACAAUUGGACUGAUAUGGUACUGUUUAACAACAGAUAAAACGGAUCCAGUUCCGUAAUUGGUGGAUUGGAAAAGUUUAAAAGGCAGACGAACUUUAAAAAAAAAAUUUUUUUUAAAUUUUGACAAAAGACAUAAAAAGUUCUUUGAUGUGAUAUUAAACCUUUGGAUUUUGGAACAUUAAGAAUAAUCUGUGAAAAUUUAUGUCCACAGGAAGAAUAUCACGACGUUGGAAUACACAAUUUGAAAAACGCUACUGUCAGUAACGUUUUAAACUUUGGGGUUAAAAACUUUAUUUGUCCAUUUACCACCUUACUUCAAAGUGAAAUGAUUCUCAAAAUUAUUGAAAGCUGCUGUACUUCUAAGCAAGUAA
Asterias rubens (European starfish) is the source of this 1770-nucleotide messenger RNA. RefSeq names its product lysoplasmalogenase-like protein TMEM86A. Gene Ontology annotation, cellular component: membrane. The record is from RefSeq and is a predicted model, not a curated record. The transcript is spliced from 2 exons. Bases 157 to 891 code for a protein of 244 amino acids. NCBI's taxonomy places the organism in Eukaryota, Metazoa, Echinodermata, Asteroidea, Forcipulatida, Asteriidae.